Zootermopsis nevadensis is the source of this 1907-nucleotide messenger RNA. The record is from RefSeq and is a predicted model, not a curated record. Lineage: Eukaryota; Metazoa; Arthropoda; Insecta; Blattodea; Termopsidae.
GUCCAUCUCGUGUGCGAUGGUGUGCCUCAUCAUUCUGGGCUCGUCUGCCCUUAUUGGCGUGUUCGGUCUUCUGAAGCACCAAAUCAGCGCUGUUCUCGUCACAGGAGUUAUGUACCUACUGGCAGCAACUUUUGCCAUUUUCACACUUACCAUCAUCCAUUUCAAGAGGCAGCAGGUCAAGGAUAAACCAGAAAAGACUGCAGCUGACUGUUUCCUGACCGGCAGUGUAUUGUCCGCGCUGACGGACGGGAUGUCGCCGUCUAGCUCAGCGGUACUGGCCCAAGUGCAGGUGGACGCUGACAUUUUCAUGGCUCGAGUUUUCACCACGUCCUGGAGCUUAGAUCUGGGCUGGGGGGGUGUUACCCUCUGUGUCCUAUCCAGCUUACUGUGGAUAAUACUGUCCAAGAUAAUGAGGUACAGUCCCCUGUCCACGUUGCCCUCGUAGUGACUAACGUGACCCAGGGCUUGGAUCUAAGUCAUGCUCUGGGCGUGAAGUCAAAGUCCUGGUGAUUCCUGGCUGAGUUAUUCACAAACAGAUUCUUUUAGAAGGUUGCGGUUUGAAGUGGUUACAACUUAAAACAAUGGAUGCAACCCCUGCUACAUUUUCGCUUAAAUUAUAAGUUUUAAACGUGAAUUACCAUAAAUAUAGGAAAAAACAAGAAAUUCUCUUACAAGUCAGCUCAAGAAGUUAGUGUAGAAGUAGGCGUAGACAUAUAUAUAUAAGCAAGGCAGGAGAAAAAAAUCAGCAACUAAUUAAUAAUAUAGUCAAGCCUAUAUAAAAUAUUUAAAUGUGUUUACCAUAAAUUAAUUAAUGCUUACUAUUUAAGUAUCAAGAAACAACCUACAAACUAUCAGUUUAGUGAUAAAUUUAGGAGAAGAAUAAAUUCCGGAAAUCUUAUUAUCCAACUUAAAAAUUAUCAUCCCAUCUAAUUUCUAAAAUAUUACAAGAUAUAAAAUGCUGACAGGAGAUGAUGAUGGAUUUGAAAUUAGUAUAUAAACAGAAAAAAACCAUGAAAUGAGUUUAUAGAAUGAUCAAUCAUUCACCUUAAAGUCACAUUUUUCAGUUAAUGAAGUAGACUUUUAACUAAAUUUAAUUAAGUAGUAGCAAAUGGACGAAAGAGAUGUUACUCAGAUAUUAUAUCUUAGAAGCAAUGAUUCGUGAUACUAUCUAAAAACAUUUCAAGUCAGUAGCCCAGUAAUUGUAGACAUGCAAGCCCAGUUUAGGCAUGUAACUGACAAGAAGUAUCAGCCGCGCUGACUUUCUGGAGAUGUAAUUAUGGUUUUGUAUACAUGCCACGAAACAUAAAAUCACCAAUGACUGUAAUAACUUCCUCGAAGAAACAGAACUACAAACUGAACACAUUAAGGGAAACUUUUUUCACAUAUAAGAAACAAUUCUUAAAAUUAAUUUACAACUGGAAACUUCUUAAUUUUAAAAUCAUGCGUAUGUCUGCAGGUCAUCAGACCAGAGUUCUGUCAGACGCUGAGUAGAGAAGUAGAUUCCAAAAUAUAAUAGAUACGUUCCAAUUUAUAUAGAGACUAUUAAAUUAAGUAGCUGAAACAUUAGAUUCCGUCCUAUAUAACCUGAAGACGGCUGAAAUUAAAUUUAAAACGAGCUAGAAUUUUAUCACGUAAGUGUUUAAAAUCAACAGAUGUAACAGAGUUCAGCUAGAAACAUUCAGAAUGCAUGGGAGUAAAGAACCUCAUGUGGAAACUAUGUAUUUAGAUAUCUUGAAUAUUAUAAUGCGACUAUACAGACAUUUCCAAACACACCCAUUCGUAUGUUAUAAACAUUGUACCAUAAUGUACCCAUUAUACAUAAAUACUUGAGUGUUAAAAAAUGAAACAACCAAAUCCGUGCUGUAGUUACAAAUAAAAUAAAAUAAUUAUAAUCCUUUCUAAAAAUA